Molecule: messenger RNA, 3176 nt
Organism: Bursaphelenchus xylophilus (pine wood nematode)
Lineage: Eukaryota; Metazoa; Nematoda; Chromadorea; Rhabditida; Aphelenchoididae
Source: the annotation of a GenBank genome assembly
AUGAAUUGUCGGUUUCGACGGAGUUUGAUGGAGGAGGAGGCGGCUGUGCCGAAGAAACCACGUCUUCAGCCGGCGGAAGCGCCGAGGUUGUCGUCGAAUGCGGCCUCGAUUUUCGCCGAACAUUACUUGCUGCAUUUGUCACACAUGGUUGGACGUCCAUUCCCAGAGGUGGAGAUGACCAGGGCUCUGCGUUUGGUGGUAUGCUCUUUUUUGAAUGCUUUUUUUGAAUGUUUAGGUAUGUGGUAGAUAAUAUGUUGAAUAUAUCGUGGAUGUUUGCACACAGCGUAGUUGUUUGAUGAAUUCCAUGUAAACUGAGGGUCGUUUCAAAGUUUUAGGGGUGGUUCGGGUGACGUCGAAGCCAAAUUUAGACCAGUUGGCCGGGAUAAGACAAUUUAGGUAAUACUGUAAAAUUUUUGGAAAAUUUUGGUGGUUUGCCAUUUUAAUUAGGAAGUUUAUUGUCUGUGAUCUUUUAUAUAGCCUGCUUUGCUCGUGUUUCGACUUUUUUGACCAGUUUUGUCAUGUACAAUUUAAUUUUUGUCUACUGUUAAAUAAAUUUUGAUGUUUUUGUUGAGGGUUUUGUCAGAAAAGUUUAUAAAUGGUAUAAUAGGAGAGUUAUUGACUUGUUUGAUGGUAUUUCAUUUUUGAAAUCAUUAAUUUUCCCCGAUUUCAGGCCAUUUCGAAGCCUUUUGCCGAAGCCACACAACAAACCCACAAGAAUCAAAUCGUAGUCCUCGCCUUUCACAGUGACCGUGUUGGAGUGAUCUCAGUGGCGGCUCGUCGUCAAGUUAUCAGCGAAAUCCCCCUCAAAUAUCAAUUGCAAGGUGUGGAAGCGACGAAAAGAUUCCUAACUUUGGUCUUCCCGAAACAAAUGGAUGUGGCCAUAAUUUUUUGCAACGAGGGAAGUGAAUUCUCGCCCAAGGAGUUCACAAAUAUGACUCGAUUUUUGAUGAGUAAGCGUUUAUUGGCACUGAGGAGUCCGGUGAGCGGAAUAGACUCUUCGCUAUCGGUUUUUGACACUUCGUCUUGAUUUCACAGAGAAGUCAGAGAAAAGGCGGGCAAAAAACGUACUCUCUCGCCCCAAAAGUUCCCCAUUUCUUCCCCGACAAAAAGGUUUUUCGCGUCUUUUUUUUUGGCGAAUUGGCAAUCUGUUCACUGGACCGUUUUAGAUUAUCUCAGUUUGACGUGCGGGGAUGAAUAUCAUUUUCUCAAUCUUUAAUCACCUUGACAUUGUUUUAGACACAUUUACUGGUCGAUUUUUGUGGACAUGUGGAAGACAGGUGCAUUCCAGACACAAACGAAAUUGGGCCGCCGCUUUGGCGGUUCUGGAGAUUCUGCGAACCCGACUUUAUAUUGCUUACGGGCCAUUUCAUGCGUUGCCGUUUUUGGAGAACUGCAAAUUUCAUCAAUUGAUCAUCAGCAAUGUUCAUCGAGGAAUGCGUAAGUAUUUUUGGUGUUUUUUUUUGUUUUUAGGCAUCUUCUGCGAUCUUUGCCUAUUUUGGAUGGUUUUUGAAAAUUUGGCAGCUCGCGUCCGACAAAUUCUUCAAAAAAUAUCGAUUUUGAAAACGUUUUGGUUUUUAAUUAGGCCAAACUGAAUGUAAGGCCAAAAGAGGUGUUGGAAAAAGUCUACAGUGAUUUACGAACGUAUUGGGCCAGAGGUGGUAUGAUUUUUUGAUGUUUUUUCUUUAAAUAUUUUUGUGUUUUUAGACCUCGAAGGCCUAGAUGAGGUCGCGGUGGAUGAGCUGACAUUCGAAGGAACCUCCGAUUUUCUCCGAUAUCUCCACGCACCACUUCCCGGCGUCAAAUCGCUUUCAUUUUGGCUGGGACCCUGGGACAGCAUGCCAAGAACCCCGUACAUGGAAGUGUUCCGACGAAUCCCUGAAUACUUUCCUGAUCUAGAAGUGGUCAAGAUGAAUGAUCGGUGCUUUUUGGACAGCUUUCAGCCAUCUCAUCGGAGAAUUGCAUGGAAAUGGGAUGAAGGAUACGAAGUGCUGAGAAGGAAUGUCCGGAAUCUUCAGAAUGUAUUCCAGUGUGUGAAAGGUGAGUUGAGAAAUGGUUUCUGAGGCUUGAUGGGGGUUGGGGGUAUUAUAGAUUUUUUUUCUUUUUUUUAGUUUGGCCUAUUUUUUGAUUGGCUGCAAAAAUGUUGGAUUUAUGAUCUCUGGUACUAAUAACUUUUAUUUUUGGAAAAAUAUUUUUAAAAAAUUUUCUGCACAGGGGCCGGGAUUCAGAGCCGGAGACCUUUUUAAAUUUUUCAUGGGAGCCGGGGCUGCAAAUUUGGCCUCGGCUCCGGCUCUGGGAGCUAAGAGCCGGAGCCGAAAUUUUGACCGUGGCAAUCUCUGCUUGGGACUAACUGACAGGGGAAGUAACCCAAGUCAGAUUUUGAUGAAACUUGGCACAAAUUCAGAUUAUUUUUUUUCUCAAAGGUAUGCGAGAAUCGUAGCUCGCGCCUGCAGAAACAACAGAGAUUUUUUGAUCGAGAGCUGGCGAAAAUUUUUCAUACCUAUUUCUACCGUAAAGGGUAAUUUCUAUACAAAAAUAAUUUUUUUUCCGCACAAAACUUGCGAAGUUAUGGCCAAAAGGUGUUUUUCUCUUUGACCGUUCUCCACGUUUUGUGUGCUCUCUCGGCGGCAAAUAUCGUUCAAUAUUACGGCGGCUCUUGCAAAACGCGAGCUAAAACUUUCAGGAAUUGAUUUUUAGUCCAUACCCAUAUGUGCAAAAUUUAAAGAAAAUCUGAGCACUUGGGGUAGUUCCCCUGUGAGAUUUUCGAUUUUUAUGUUGAUUGGGUGUUUAGACCUUUUUGAGUGAUAAAUCUGUAAGCCUUUUUUGUGAGAUUUGAACUUUCACGUCUAAAAUUUCUCUCGGCAAGCAUCACUGGUUUAAAUUUGGAAAAAAAACUAAUUAAUUGAUUUGAAGGAAAUGAUUGAAAAUGUGACGUGUGAAUGAAAUAAUAAAGCCUUUAUCCUAGUUUUAGUUCUUUGGUUUCAGAGGCCGCCAAAAUCAAGACCGAAAUCCAGGCCGCCAUCAGCUUAUGGAACAUUGAUCUGGACUACAAGGUUGGGAUCAUCCGUGAAGUUAUGGGCGAGCCGCAAAGGUCGCAGGGUGCCUUGAAACUGCAAUAUCAACUCGGCGAUGUCUCCGUUUUGUUUCAGAUAAUCGGAAUCACCAUCGUCACUGUCUGA